This is a messenger RNA of Fraxinus pennsylvanica, 846 nucleotides long. The record is from the annotation of a GenBank genome assembly. Lineage: Eukaryota; Viridiplantae; Streptophyta; Magnoliopsida; Lamiales; Oleaceae.
AUGGAUGAGGAGUACAUACAGUCAUUGCUUGAUAGAGAAAUGCACGAUUUUGCACAAAUUCCUUCAGGUGAUUGGAUUAAAGAAGCCCGUUUGGAUGCAAUCCAGUAUAUCCUCAAUAAAAGGGAUUUGCUUGGAUUCACAUCCCAAACAGCUUAUUUGUCAGUCAUUUAUCUUGAUAGAUUUCUUUCAAGAAGAUCUAUUGAUGAGGAAAAAUACUGGGCUGUGAGAUUACUGUCAAUGGCUUGUCUUUCAUUGGCUGCGAAAAUGGAGGAAUGCGCGGUGCCGGCAUUACCGGAAUUUUGUGUUGACGAGUACAGUUUUGAGAGUAGUGUGAUACAGAGAAUGGAGCUUUUGGUACUGAAUACAUUGGAGUGGAAAAUGGGAUCACUCACUCCUUUCGCUUUUACUCAGUUCUUUUUAACAAAGUUCUGCCAAAGUUCUCUUCAAAGAAAUGCGAUGUCGACCAUUGUGGAAGUUAUUUUGGGUUCACUAAAAGAUGUGGAAAUAAUGUGCUAUAGAUCAUCUGUGAUAGCAGCAUCAGCCACUUUGGUGGUAUUGGAUCCAAGAUUAACUAGAGAUGCCUUGGAGCACAAAAUCAAUCUCUUAUCUUCAACUAGUGUCCUCAAAAUUGAAGACAUUGUCUCUUGUUAUUAUCAGAUUCUGGAAUUGGAUAUAUUGAAGUUAAACAGGGGCGAUAUUAUGUCUCCUGAUUUAUCACCAAAUCAAUUGCAAAUUGCUCAAGUUUUGGGAAGUUCUUCGGUUGCUACUUCUGCUGAUAGUGCUAAAAGAAAGAUGCUUAUAUUCAAUCAAAAUGACCAUAUACCUCACAAGAAACAACAGCACUGA